This is a messenger RNA of Saccharomyces paradoxus, 2520 nucleotides long. RefSeq names its product Golgi transport complex subunit COG6 (gene COG6). The coding region runs from base 1 to 2520 and encodes 839 amino acids. The transcript has a single exon. Lineage: Eukaryota; Fungi; Ascomycota; Saccharomycetes; Saccharomycetales; Saccharomycetaceae. The record is from RefSeq and is a predicted model, not a curated record. Gene Ontology annotation, biological process: intra-Golgi vesicle-mediated transport. Gene Ontology annotation, cellular component: COG complex.
AUGGACUUCGUUGUAGACUAUCAAACCUACGCAAUGGCAGAUGCUGCCACGUCUGAAUUACCAGAACCGGAGCCAAGAUUAAAUUUAACCUCAGAUGCACAAUCGCAGCCCGCCGGUAAAGUCGGUCUACAGUUUAAGUUGCCCGAUCUAGAACAUCAUGCCAAUAAUCAUACGAAUUUGGCAAUAGAGAAUGAUGGCGCUGGUUCGAAAGACCUACAUAAAAGAAUGACACAUUACGCGAUGUCUUCCAUUGAAAAAAUACAACUUUCAAAUCCAAACAAACAUUUAGGACAAAAUUCCCCGAAUGACAAAUUACCGCAGCAAGAGGCUCAAAAUUUCACGAAUUACGAGUCAAAUAACCUUGAUUUAUCAAAAUUAGUAUCUACGUCAAAUGGUUCGAAUAAAAAUACCACAAAUCUGGUUCUGUCGAAUAAACUGUCAAAAAUAUUGAACAAUUAUACAUUGAUCAAUUACCAGGCCACAAUCCAGCUAAGAAAAUCAUUAAAGAUUUUAGAAGAGAAUAAAGAGAGAUUGUCUCUUGAUGAGCAGAAACUCAUGAAUCCGGACUAUGUGGGUACUUUGGCAAGAAGGGCAUUAAGGACUGAUUUGGAAUCUCAACUACUAAAGGAACACAUUACGGUACUCGAGGAAUUCAAACCCAUCAUCAGAAGAAUUAAACGAUUCUCCUCUUCCGUCGAAAAAAUACAAAAAACGAGCGAAAAUUUACUAAGUAAUGAGACGGACAAGGUUCCAAAAAACAACGUGGCACUUCAGGAAAUAAAUCAAUAUCGCUUAAAGGCAGAUCAGUUGAAGUUGAAAAAAAAAAUACUAAUAUCUAUAAGAGAUAGAUUCACUUUGAAUCAGAUAGAGGAUGAUGUAAUCACCAAUGGUACUAUAGACAAGACCUUUUUCGAUGUAGUAAGGAAAGUGAUCGCUAUCAAAGAUGAAUCAAGUUUCUUGCUGACACUCCCUAAUUUAAAUGCUGGGAAUGCCUUAAUUGUGGGAGUUAAUGAAAUUUUACAAAAGACGAACAAAAAAAUCUUCAAUUAUUUGAUCGAUUUUUUAUAUAGUUUUGAAUCGUCUUCAAAUUUAUUAAAUGACCAUGGUACCACUGAACAAGAAAACUUAACCAUUUUCCGGAAGAGUUUGGUUUUCCUUUCAAGUGAUUUAGAAUUAUUCAAUGAAUUGUUGAAAAGAGUGACCACCUUAAGGUCCAAGAGUAUUCUAGAUGAAUUUUUGUCCCAGUUUGAUAUGAAUUCAGCUACCUCUAAGCCCAUCAUACUGUCGGCACACGAUCCAAUUAGGUAUAUUGGUGACGUACUGGCGUCGGUUCACUCAAUCAUUGCAAAUGAAGCUGAUUUUGUUAAGUCAUUAUUUAACUUCCAGGAUGAAGAUUUAAAAGAUACGCCACUUUCUAUACUUCAACAAAACGGGACAUUCUUGAACGGUAUCGACAACAAACUACUGAACGAUAUCAUCCAGUCACUAUCCAAUUCAUGUCGUAUUCGUAUUGAGCAGAUCGUGAGGUUUGAAGAAAAUCCAAUCAUCAAUUUCGAAAUUGUUAGGCUAUUGAAACUCUAUAGAGUUAUGUUUGAAAGGAAGGGCAUUCAGGAUGAUAGUUCUAUCAUUAAUAAUUUACAAUCGUUAGAAGACAUUUCCAAACACAGAAUUAUUGGAUACUAUGAGGAUUAUAUAAAGCAAACAGUUCCCACGGAAACAGCAAAUUCUUCAGAUGAUUUACUGCCACCAGAGUGGCUCUCAGAGUAUAUAAAUAAAUUAGUGGAAUUAUUUGAAAUUUAUGAAAAGACACAUGCGGCCGAAGAUGAGGAAUCAGAAGAUAAUAAAUUGCUCUCAUAUAAGAACUUACAGACAAUUGUAGAACAACCAAUAAAAGGUAUUUUAAUGAAACAAUUGCUAGCAUCUUUUCCUUUGGCGAAGAAAAAUGAAAAAGUAAAGGCAUCACUGCUGACCAUAGAGAUAAACUGUCUUGAUUUGAUUAAAUCUAGACUUCAACCUUUUGAGGGGAUCUUUGCACAAGAUGAUGAUAGUCGGGAAAUUACUAACUGGGUUUAUGAUAAACUGAAUGAGUUUACUAAGCAAAUGCAGACUUUACAAAUAAAGUUUCUGUUUGAAAAUACAGGUUUGGACCUUUACAAUAAUUUGGUUAAUAUGAUAUUCCCCGUGGACUCGGUAAAGGAUGAGUUGGAUUACGAUAUGUACCUGGCCCUGAGGGAUAAUUCAUUAAUGGAAUUAGACACGAUCAGAAAAAAUGUACAUGACAAAUUGAACGAUUAUCUACCUCAGGCACUGACAGAUGUUCAAGGUAAUUUAUUAUUUAAAUUAACUUCACCGACGAUAGCUGAUGAAAUAUGUGAUGAAUGUUUCAAGAAAUUAUCGUUAUUCUAUAACAUCUUCAGGAAGGUGUUGGUUCACUUGCAUCCGAACAAGAAGGAUCAGGUAUUUGAAAUUUUGAAUUUUUCAACUGAUGAAUUUGACAUGUUGGUGGGUAUCGAUCACUGA